This is a messenger RNA of Hypoxylon trugodes, 1316 nucleotides long. RefSeq lists its product as uncharacterized. The transcript has a single exon. Bases 82 to 867 code for a protein of 261 amino acids. The record is from RefSeq and is a predicted model, not a curated record. NCBI's taxonomy places the organism in Eukaryota, Fungi, Ascomycota, Sordariomycetes, Xylariales, Hypoxylaceae.
AGCGAUAAAAGCAGCCUUCUUAAGCUUGCCUUGAAUCAUACGAGACAACAGUUUUGCUGCCCAAUACAAUUUUAUCUUUAUAUGUCGAUGAGACUCGGUUUGCCAUUGCGCAAACACAGCUCUAUUUGCAAGUCAUUGAAGCAGUGUAAUAUUCGGUUACUUUUCAAGGUCCUAAUUUCGCAUUAUACCAAUAACCCCAGAAUACGGAGUAGACCUGAUCACCUAGCUUCGGCCGAUUUUCCAAUACCACGAAAUUUUGAUAACCUGAGAAGCUUCACUACAGCUAGGGUACUAAGAAUGGCGUCGGAUGAAGACUACAUGGCUUUUCUUGACAAGGCGAACCGAGACCCAAACGAGGGGUAUGUCAAAUCACAGAACUCCAGCAAACAAGAUUUCAAGGCUACGGAUGAUGGAGCACAAAUUCCAACUGCUAUCCAAGAAGCUACUGAGGAUAUCUUCUACGUGAGCGACGCCGAUGAGCCGUUUGUACCUGUAUAUCUAGCAUGGGACGAGAGCGGUAAAGGACUGCCAGAUGAAGGUGGGUUGCAUCGAUGCCCGCCUCUUUUCCUCACGUGUGUAGUAGCAGUGCUAACAAUGAUUGGUUUUAUAGAGGAAUUCGCAUCCUUGAUACGACAUCCCGAUCCGUCGAACGCACAGAUCGAGAUACAGGAUCCAGCCGAUUGGGAUACGCAGGGACAGUAUAAGGCAAUUCUGGACGCGGUACGGAAGGCGGGUAAGGGGAAUGAUGUGAGAGUGUAUCGUGUUGCGAAGGGAGGUGUGAAAGUCGAGUACUGGGUUAUUACGACGGAGGGAAAGGGCGCGAAUGCGAAAAUUGUUGGUGCGAAGGCAUUGGCGGUUGAGAGUUAAAUCGACGGGGUUUGAGUUUGGUCGAACAGGAUGAUUGACUGUUGAUGAUGGUGAUCAUAACUGGGCAGACGACUGAGAAAAGAUGGAUCUCGAUUCGUGAAUACCCCGCUACUUCUAUUCUACGUUGUUUUAUGUAAAUGGCGGAUUCGAAUUGGUUGGUGACACAAUGUGGGGUAACAAUACGUACAACUGGUACAACUGCAAGUGCCCCGCCUCAUUAACUCCGUCUUCGGAUAAAAAGUGCAUUUGUACUAAAUGGAAGUUAAUGUAAGGGACCAAAAUCCGAAUUACUUAAGCUUCCUCUUAAUUUAUUCUCUACCUAAUACUAAUACUGAGUCAACCUGCUUGCUCGGUAUAAAGAAUAGGAAGAAGUGAGGAGGAAACCUGAGGAUGCGGGAAGCCCUCUUACUUUUCUAUUCUUCUUCUUAUCUUUCUUAAUAGUCUGCCCA